AGUGAACACCCCCGUUCGCCACGAAGACAUGGCGGGUUACAGUUCAGUUUACAAUAAUACCUCAUUAACCGGCAAUCAUAUAAUUUAUUUACUUUUUCUUCAUCACAAAAUAAACAAUAUCAAUUUAAUCAGGCAAUGUAAUUAAAAUAUCAGCAGAGUUUUAAUACAACACUCAAAUAUAAUUGUUUAUAAAUUAAUUUUGCUAUUAGUAAAAAAAAAGUCAGCCAAUUUAGGAUUUAAAAAAAUAUCAAGAUGCUUCCAUUAUCACAUAAAGAUUCAAGAAGUUUUGGUAGUAGAAUUAAAGAAAAAAUUCUCGGUUGGAAACGUUUAAUAUUUUCUGAUCAAAAUACAAGAAAUUUAUUUUUAUUUUUAUUAUUAAAUUUAUCAUUUGCAUUUGUUGAAUUAACAUAUGGAAUAUGGACAAAUAGUUUGGGUUUAAUAUCCGAUAGUUUUCAUAUGUUUUUUGAUUGUACUGGUUUAUUAGCUGGUCUUGUUGCAUCAGUUAUAACAAAGUGGCGUGCAAAUGAUCGUUAUUCAUAUGGUUAUGUUAGAGCUGAAGUAUUAGCUGGUUUUGUAAAUGGUUUAUUUUUAUUAUUUAUUGCAUUUUUUAUAAUGUCAGAAGCUGUUGAACGUGCUAUUGAACCACCAGAAGUUAAACAUGAAAGAUUAUUUGUUGUAUCAGUACUUGGUUUACUUGUUAAUUUAGUUGGAAUAUAUGCAUUUCAACAUGGUCAUGGACAUGGACAUGGUGGUCAUGGUCAUAGUCAUGAUGCUGGUGGUGGACAUGGUCAUUCACAUUCUAAUAAACAUGGACAUUCACAUGGUAAUCAUGAUGGUAGUCAUGAAAUUGAACUUGAUCAUACUUUAAGUACUGGUAAUUCACAAAUAAUGAAAGGUGUAUUUCUUCAUAUAUUGGCUGAUACACUUGGUUCUGUUGGUGUUAUAAUAUCAGCAGUAUUAAUGCAAAUGUUUGGAUGGAUGAUUGCUGAUCCAAUAUGUUCAAUGUUUAUAUCAUUACUUAUUAUAUUAAGUGUAUUAUCAUUAAUCAAAGAAUCAGCAGUUAUAUUAAUGCAAAGACAACCAUCAGCGUUGGAUCAUUUAUUACCACAAUGUUAUAAUAAAGUAACACAAUUAGCUGGUGUUUAUAGUGUACAAGAACCACAUUUUUGGACUUUAUGCUCAGAUAUUUAUGUUGGAUGUUUAAAAUUAGAAGUUGCAAGAACAGUUGAUCCAAAAUAUGUUGUUGCACAUACACAAAUGAUAUUUCAAGCUGCUGGAGUACGACAAUUAACUGUACAACUUGAUUAUGCAUCUAUGUGAUACAUUAAAUAUUCAUUGUUUAUUAUUAUUGUUUAGUUGAAAUUGUUAUUUACAAUUUUCAUUUAUGUUUUCAUCAAGUGGACAGAUAAAAAACAAAUUUACAAAUUGCAAUACGUAUACGUAACAAUUAUUUUGUGGUUUAUUGUUGAAAAAUAAUAAUAUUCAUAAACAAUUUUACGUUUAAAAAUUUGAAACACUAAAAAAAACAAAAAUUUUAUAUAUUAUUUGAAAAAACAGUUAUGCAUUUAAUUUUGAUGAAUGAAUGACAGUGUGAAGAAUCAAGUUUUUGAAUUUUAAAAAUCAUUAUUCAAGCUGAAAUAUAUGUGAGUUAAACGUAUGUAUUUAUAAAUUUUUAAUUGUAAAUACACCAAUGCUAUGGUGUUUCAAAAAAGUACUAUUGUAAAUGACUUUUUUUUUUUUUUUUCUUUUUUUUUCUAUUGAUUUUUUACGAUGACAAUGAUUCUCAAGAAAAAAUUAAUAUUUAAAAUAAUUUCUACUAUAAUUAUUUGCAAUAUAUAAUUUUUUUCGAUAAAUUAAAAAUUAUUUAAAAAGAAAAUAUUUAUCUUUUUGUAUCAAUUAAAUACUUAAACCUUAUUUAUUAUUUUUUUAUAAUUUUUAAUGCAUUUUUACGAUUGUAAAUAAAAUUUUAAAAUAA
Aphidius gifuensis is the source of this 1975-nucleotide messenger RNA. RefSeq names its product zinc transporter 7 (gene ZnT86D). Gene Ontology annotation, cellular component: membrane; Golgi apparatus. Gene Ontology annotation, molecular function: zinc ion transmembrane transporter activity. NCBI's taxonomy places the organism in Eukaryota, Metazoa, Arthropoda, Insecta, Hymenoptera, Braconidae. The transcript has 2 exons. The coding region runs from base 253 to 1320 and encodes 355 amino acids. Gene Ontology annotation, biological process: intracellular zinc ion homeostasis; transmembrane transport; zinc ion transport. The record is from RefSeq and is a predicted model, not a curated record.